UUUCUCUCCUGCCUAGACUGUUUCCGUCCGAGACCGACCCUGUAAUGUUCCAAGAGUCCCCAGCUCCCUCCGAACACUUGUUUACACGCUAGAUCACGCGUCCUUUCCACUUCCAUGCCGUAUCGCUAUCACGACGACCAAGCCGGUUCUGAUGAUGUUCGUGCCGAUCAGAGUAUGUGCCGUUCCCGUCCGCUGAAGCGCAUCUAGCUCGAGGAGAUAUUAGAGAUGUCCAGACACGAACGAAGCCUGCCGGCAUCGACCCGGGGAGCCGGGCCCUCCCGCGUCUCGAACCCUCACAUCGCUGUGCCUCAUGAUCAACGCAAGCAGGAGCUUAAUAGGGAGGUGGCGAAGCUCGAUGCGGAGUUGUCGAACAUCCGGGAGGAGAUAGGGCAACUCCAAGCCCUUUCUGCCCUCCGCUCGGACGAGAGGCGAAAACUCUUGCAGGAGUUAGAACAGCUUAGUGUGGCUCCGGGCAAUGCCAAGGGCAAGAACACCGAUGGCGUUUCUGGAACGGACUACAGCUCGGACGACUUCCCUUGGUACGGAGAGCUCAAGAAUCAAAUGGAGAGAGUAUUCAACAUCCGCGAUUUUCGACUGUGCCAACAAGGCGUAUGCAAUGCCAACAUGGACUCCCGCGAUAUUGUAUGUGUAAUGCCGACUGGCGGCGGGAAGAGCUUGACCUACCAAUUGCCUGCCCUACUAAACCCUGGAUGCACCCUGGUCGUAUCACCCUUGAUCUCCUUGAUUACAGACCAGAUAUUGCACCUUCGCGAAGCAGGCAUCGAAGCUGUGAAGAUCACAGGUGGGACACCGAAAGCAGAGGCUCGUGAGAUCAACAGCAGGCUGGUGGCAAUGGCACAGAAUCGACCAACACAAGGCAGAGAGAUUAAGCUCUGUUAUGUGACUCCAGAGAAGAUCGCUAAGAGCAAGACCUUCAUGUCUAUGUUGCAGAAACUGGUCGAUGGUGGCCGACUCGCUCGGAUCGUGAUUGACGAAGCCCAUUGUGUUUCACAACUCGGCCACGACUUUCGGCCUGACUAUCAAAAGCUCCAUAUACUUCGACAGAACUUCCCACACGUUCCCAUUAUGGCUCUAUCCGCGACAUGUCCCCCACGAGUGCUGGAUGAUCUCUUGCGGGUGCUUGGCCUCAAGGGAGUCGUUGAUGGGAACAAUGCCAAGGUCAACGGAACUGUCUACUUCUGUUCCCCCCUGUAUCGCAAGAACCUUCACUAUAAGAUUCUCCCCAAAGCAGCAGCUCUGAAAGCUCAAAUCACCGCGAUGAAAGAAUACAUACUUGAAAAUCACGCGAACCACACAGGCAUCGUUUAUUGUCAUACCAAGAAGGACGCUGAAAAGGUCGCUGAAGGUUUGAAAGCAGAGAGUGGCGGGAAGAUCAAGACCGGAGUGUACCACGCGGAGAGGGGCGACCAAGAGAAAGAGACAUUGCACAGGAGAUGGAGAAAAGGCGAUGUUCAGGUUGUUUGCGCGACCAUUGCUUUCGGCCUCGGAAUCGACAAAGGGGACGUUAGAUUUGUUCUGCACCACACGCUUUCGAAAUCUCUGGAUUCGUACUAUCAGGAGUCAGGUCGCGCUGGCCGUGAUGGAAAAGAUUCAGACUGUGUGCUAUACUUCCGACCGGCCGACUUCUCGAACCUGAGUAGCAUGAUGGCGAGUGAACGCGGCGGAGCGGAUAAAUUCCACCAUAUGCUUGCAUUUGCCCACGAUCUGGUGGAAUGUCGCAAGAUAGCCUUUGCCAAAUACUUUUCUCAUGCGUCGCAACUGUCGUUGACGUCCUGGGCCACAGCAGAUGCCGAUGCUCUCAGCCGCUGCGGACAUUGCGAUAACUGCAACCGAGAUCCAAAUAGCUUCGAGCGGCGAGAUGCGACGUUGGAUUCAUGGAAGGUCCUUCGCAUCGUGGAUGCUUUCAAGACUUCUGGUACUCAGCUCACCCUGGCUAUGCUCACCGACCUGGCCCGCGGCAACAGUAGCGGCAGGGAUAAGGCCGCGCUUGAUUUGGAGGAUGUGUGCCAAGGCAAGGUCGAACUGACGAAAGAUGAUCUGGAGAGUCUGCUGGUGGAGCUCGUGGUCAAGAAGUAUCUUGUGGAAAACUACCACUCGACAGCAUACAAGACCGUGGCGUACCUCUCCAACGGACCUCUGGCCCUGCAGUUCACGCGCUUCUCCAAACAGAGGCUGGAAACCGACUCACUUGCGCCGAAGCUUGAGUGUUGUUUCAGGACAAAGCAACCGAAGGGUAAAGGAAGGAACAGGGCCAGGGAGAGUAUCGGCAGCAAGCGCAGGCGAGAGCCCGAAAGCGAAGACCACGAGCACAAUGAUUUCUCGGAUGAGGAUAUCGAAGAGCUUGAAGAGCCAGAUUUCUACGGAGAGAUGGAUGAUUUCAUUGUCCCAGACAAGCAACCGAGCAGAAAAGCGAUCGGCUCCCGACGACGACCUUCUAGGGGCUUCGAGGCACUUGACCACAUAGGCUCGUCGGAUGUCGAUGUGUCGUGGUCAUACUCCAUGCGUGACGAUCCCAAAAGUUCACCAACAAAGAGGCGACGUGUUAGCGCUACCACGAACAGUGCUCGGAGCACUGCCAAGUUCGGAAGGAAUUAUGAAAGAGAGGUUAUAGAAUUAUCAGAUUCAGAUUGAAGUGUACAUGGAUGGAUCACAGUCCGCCGACUGAGAUAAUACAGCGAUCAGCGGCAUUCGGGUCCUGGGGACGAGACGCGACGUACGAUAAUCAUACACAAGCUUAGUU
Messenger RNA from Mycena citricolor, 2761 nucleotides. NCBI's taxonomy places the organism in Eukaryota, Fungi, Basidiomycota, Agaricomycetes, Agaricales, Mycenaceae. The record is from the annotation of a GenBank genome assembly.